Messenger RNA from Pestalotiopsis fici W106-1, 1545 nucleotides. RefSeq lists its product as uncharacterized. Lineage: Eukaryota; Fungi; Ascomycota; Sordariomycetes; Amphisphaeriales; Sporocadaceae. Gene Ontology annotation, cellular component: nucleus; cytosol. Bases 1 to 1545 code for a protein of 514 amino acids. Gene Ontology annotation, molecular function: cysteine-type deubiquitinase activity; zinc ion binding; cysteine-type endopeptidase activity. The record is from RefSeq and is a predicted model, not a curated record. The transcript has 5 exons.
AUGAGCGCGCGGCCAAACGAGGCGGCUUCUCCGUCCGUCAAGAUCAAGUCCCCAGAGGCUGGCACACCUCUAUUUGGUUGUGAGCAUGUUCAGAUUCUUCUCUCCAACAGCCCCGAUGUCAUGGCAAGCUCUAUCCAGUAUUACAAGAUGCUGCUCCGCGUGAUAUACGACAGUACUGCUGUCGUUCCACAGACCUCAAAAAUUCCCGAGGGCAUCAUUACUACCUCGCUGACGUCCAAUUAUCUUUGCUUGCAAUGCUCCGCCAUCGUGCCAGAAGAGGAGCGCACGAAGCAUGCUUCCAAAAAGGGCCACCGCUUCUACGUCGACUCGCGGACUGGUUCCUUCUACUGCCAUCUAUGCGAAGAUUUCGUAUGGGACCCGACGUUGGAAGAGCUGAGAGUCAAGAAGCUCGGCACGGGCACAUUUAGCGGCCGUAAGCGAAAACAUGAGGAACUGUUCUCCGAUCCAGUCAAAGAUGACCCUCGAUAUAUCCCCAAUAAUACCACAUUGGCUUCAUGUAAAGCCGAUGGCUUACGUGGUAUAUACAAUGCUGGUGCGACUUGUUAUCAGAACGUUGUGCUGCAGAGCUUUUUGCACAAUCCGAUUUUGCGGAAUUUCUACCUUAGCGAUGGGCAUCACGAGGGAGACUGUGAAGUCUCUCAUUGUCUGAGUUGCUCCAUGGACGCUAUGUUCCAAGAGUUCUACGCAAUGGAGAACACUAACGGUUAUACCGCCGCCAACAUCCUUUCAGGCUUCUGGAUCAGUGAGAAGAAGGCCUUUGAGAAUCUGGUGACCACAAAGGAGCAGGAUGCCCAUGAGUUCUUCCAGUUUCUUGCUGAGGAGCUCCACGAACGCAACGGCGACGGCAAGAGACCAGAGACGGGCAGCGAACACAGCUGCAACUGCAUCAUCCAUCAGACCUUUUACGGAAAACUCCAGAGGCAGACCACAUGCCAGUCGUGUGGCGGCGUUACGGACGCAGUGGAAUCGUUCUUGGAUCUCAGCCUGGGACUUGACAACCUGGCCCAGAAGCGUAGCAAGAAGAACAAGAAUGCCCCUGUCAGCCUCACCCUGCAGGAGUGUCUCGAUGAAGAGUACAUCAAGUCAGACAAGUGCGAUUACCGCUGUCGGAACUGUGACUCUAUGCAGCAGGCCCGGCGCGACAAUAGCAUCAAGCUACUGCCCAACACGCUAUCUAUACAGCUCAAGCGAUUUGAGUACAAGCAAGGCAUUCGAGAGACAAAGGCGUCAAAGAUUGAAACACCAGUACAAUUUCCGUUGACAUUAAACAUGACUCCCUACACGUCUCGUGGCAGGUCAGCAGCCGGACAAGAGAGCCAGGAGCUCGCUCGCUCGUGCACAUACGAUCUCCUAUGUGUCGUGGUUCAUGUGGGAGAAAUCGACACGGGGCAUUAUGUGUCAUAUUGUCGGGUGGGCGACCAGUGGUUUGCAUUCAAUGACCACCGCGUGGAAUUGGCCACCAAGUCAGAGGUCCUAAAUGCCAAGGCAUAUCUCUUGUUUUACAUUAUUCGCUCCUUAUCAUAA